AUGGAGCUAAAGGAGCAUCGCACGUUGGUCCGUUUGCGAGCCUCCCGCGUGACGUCACGCGCCUCGCUCAACGUGGACAUGAACGAAAUUCAGGCGCCAGAACCGAGCGGUAACCCGUUGGUCAGUUUUUGGUGCAAACGAAAUGGAGCUCACCCACGGGUCAGUUUUGGCGCGAACGAAAUAGAGCUUACCCAUGGGUCAGUUUUGGCGCAAACGAAAUGGAGCUCACCCAUGGAUGCACGUCAGCGCAUGACUACAGAAGAGGUCUUAGGCCUUCUCGAUAACUCAGAUAUUGACUUAUCAGAUGGAGAAGUUGAUGAUGAAAUGUAUGAGGAUACAGAUGGGGAUCCAGAUUUUGAGGCAAAUGAGGACGACCUUGCAGCUGAGAGCAGUUCUGAAUCGGACGAAAGCCUGGCAAUGGAUGAUGGGGAGGCAGAGCCAGUUCCCUCUACUAGUAGAGGACCGCCGACUAGAGGUCGCCCACGAAGCAGACGUGGAGUUGGCGGACGCGGUAGAAGUAAUGCUCCGGCACGUAACACUGGAUUAAAAUGGACAAAUGAUAAAUUUCAACCUCAGAAAGUCACACAAGAUGCACAAAGUGACCAGCAGUCCGGUACAGAUCGACGGGACGAUUGGGCCCCUAAAGACUACUUUGUUCAGUACAUAGACAAUGAACUGUAUGAAAUGAUGGCAGAAGCAACUAAUCAAACAGCAGUUUUGAACACGGGAAGGUCUUUAGACGUGACUGCUGAGGAGAUGGCGAAAUUUUUCGGCAUUAAUAUUAUGAUGGGGUGCUUGAAGUAUCCUCGAAUUCGAAUGUAUUGGGCCACCAGCACAGGCGUACUGGCAAUUAAACAGGCGAUGAGCAGAAAUCGCUUUUUCAAAAUACGCUCUAAUCUGAAGGUAGUUGUAGACAUCAAUGUUGCAGAAAACGAGAAACAGCGUGACAAAUUAUGGAAAGUUCGUCCAUUUCUGGAUAAAAUCAAACAAACUUGCCAAACACUCCCCAGGCCUCAGAAUGUGUGUGUCGAUGAACAGAUGAUACCAUUCACUGGCCAUGUAGGCAUAAGGCAGCACAUUCGUGGGAAACCAUAUCCAACUGGCUUGAAAAAUUUUGUUCUGGCAGCACCAUCCGGGAUGGUGUUGGACUUCGAAAUAUUUCAGGGAAAAAGGUUUUUUCCCGACGCUGACACAUCCACUUUAUCACUGGGAGGGCUUGCAGUCCUUAGACUGACACAAACCAUCAACCCCAAUACAUCAGUCUUUGUUGACAGAUAUUUCACCAGCAUGCCACUUUUGGAUUGUUUACUGGACAAGGGAAUAACUGUUACUGGGACAAUUACGAAAAACCUGGUACCACGUAAUGCCAAAAAUUGCCUGAAAAAUGACACUGAUCUGAAACGACAAGGCAGAGGGUCAAUUAAUGAAAUUGUUCGGGAGGACAACAAAGCAUGCAUUAUUCAGUGGUACGAUAAUAAAACUGUGCUAUGUAUGUCCAGUGAAUUUGGCGCUGAUCCAACCAACACUUGUAGAAGGUGGUCCAAGGAUGAUAAAGCAUACAUCAAUGUACCACGACCGUCAAUUAUAAAGGAAUAUAACGACAAAAUGGGUGGCGUCGAUCUCAGUGACCGGAUGAUCUCGUAUUAUCGCAUCAAUGCUCGCACCAAGAAAUGGACUGUGGGAACUGUGUUGCACAUGACUGACAUGUCAUUGGUAAAUGCUUGGCUUCAAGAGCGAGAGGAUCUUCUGGAAAAAGGCACCACAACUAAGCAUCUCAGGGAGUUCUUAGACUUCCGCCUUGCUGUCAGUGAACAUUUACUGUAUCCCCAGGGAAAUACAAAUGCUGAUCCGGAAGAUAGACCUCCCCGAAAGCGGAUUGCCCUGCCACCAGAGGCUGCACGCAAAUCUCAAGCGCUUCACAUGCCAAGGUUCAUUGACUUAAAGAAUGCGGCGAGAUGUCGCAAUCCUGAAUGCAAGCGUGUUUCGAGAAUCCGGGUUCCCUGCCAGGAGCAGGAGGUGAUAAACAACACAGAGCUAAGUGAGCGAAAUGCUCAUUUUCGCUGA
Liolophura sinensis is the source of this 2064-nucleotide messenger RNA. RefSeq names its product piggyBac transposable element-derived protein 3-like. The record is from RefSeq and is a predicted model, not a curated record. The coding region runs from base 1 to 2064 and encodes 687 amino acids. The transcript is spliced from 3 exons. NCBI's taxonomy places the organism in Eukaryota, Metazoa, Mollusca, Polyplacophora, Chitonida, Chitonidae.